CGCCCUUCCAGUGUUCACCCAGCCUCAGAUCAAUAAGAGCACUGUUUGAGUGUCAUCUUGUUGCUUUUCACUUAAAAUAAAUCGACCUCUCCGGGUGUCAAAAUGCUCGCUUUGCUCCGUAAACAGCUAAGCACCCAUCCAGCCCUCAUCCCCCUUUUCAUGUUCAUUGGAGGAGGUGCCACCAUGUCCAUGAUGUACCUGGCUCGUCUGGGCUUGAAAAGCCCUGAAGUUUGUUGGGAUCACAAAAACAACCCUGAGCCCUGGAACAAACUGGAUCCGACUCAUCAGUACAAGUUCUUUGACAUAAACACGGACUACAGCAAACUGAAGAAGGACCGCCCUGACUUCUAAAGAUCACAUCUGCUGAACGACAAACCGCACAAAUGGUCCUGUUGGGAAAGUUCAUCCAGAGAUCUGGGAGAUGCAGAAGCUGAAUCCGCACGUCUCAUUUUAAAGCUUCGACAUUACACCCAGGCUUUUCGUUUAAACAGUUUUCAACUAAUAAAGGGACUCCUCCUCCAUACAGAGAAAAUCAUCUAA
Molecule: messenger RNA, 540 nt
Organism: Nematolebias whitei (Rio pearlfish)
Lineage: Eukaryota; Metazoa; Chordata; Actinopteri; Cyprinodontiformes; Rivulidae
Product: cytochrome c oxidase subunit NDUFA4-like
Exons: 4
Coding region: 103-351 (82 amino acids)
Source: RefSeq, a predicted model, not a curated record